AUGCUUUGGUUGGUUGUCAUCAUACCUUGGUUGAAUUGGAGGAUGAGGAAGUACUUGGUUAAUGCUUUAAUUUGGGUUGGGUGCACCCACCCACCCGGUGUCAUUCUAAGAAAUGCCUUUUUGGUAUGUGGUGGGUGGUGCAGUGUGCCGUUGGAACGGUGGACCAAAAUACUUGGUGGGGUCGGUGAAUGCAAGUCGAUAGGAAAGGGUAAUAAAGGGGAGGGACGAAUCAAAGCGACAAGGGCUGAAUCUCAGUGGAUCGUGGCAGCAAGGCCACUCUGCCACUUACAAUACCCCGUCGCGUAUUUAAGUCGUCUGCAAAGGAUUCUACCCGCCGUCCAAUGGAAAUUGCGCUUCAAGGCGUCCCGCAAGGCUGAUCCGCCUCACGAGGGUCACCCACGCGCACGUGCCUUCCGGGGGCCGAGGCCCCUCAUCGCUGGUCGGCAAGCGAACGACGGCGCACGCUGCCGCUUCUAG
Molecule: messenger RNA, 477 nt
Organism: Sphenostylis stenocarpa
Lineage: Eukaryota; Viridiplantae; Streptophyta; Magnoliopsida; Fabales; Fabaceae
Source: the annotation of a GenBank genome assembly